AUUACGUCAAAGUACCAAAUUAGGUUCUGCUAUAUAUAUCCCUCUAACCCUUAUCACUCAUUCUCACUUUGCUCCCAUACACUCUUCUCUCUUACUUGCGGCUAGGGUUUUUCGCGCAUCUAGCUCUUCCAAGAUCUUUGUUCGGAAUCAUGGGUAAAGAGAAGACUCACAUCAACAUUGUGGUCAUUGGCCACGUCGACUCAGGAAAGUCGACCACCACUGGUCACUUGAUCUACAAGUUGGGAGGUAUUGACAAGCGUGUGAUCGAAAGAUUCGAGAAGGAAGCUGCUGAGAUGAACAAGAGGUCCUUCAAGUAUGCCUGGGUGCUCGACAAGCUCAAGGCCGAGCGUGAAAGAGGUAUCACCAUCGAUAUUGCCUUGUGGAAGUUCGAGACUACCAAAUACUACUGCACUGUCAUUGAUGCUCCCGGACACAGGGAUUUCAUCAAGAACAUGAUUACUGGAACUUCCCAGGCCGACUGUGCCGUUCUCAUCAUCGAUUCCACCACUGGUGGUUUUGAAGCUGGUAUCUCGAAGGAUGGUCAGACCCGUGAGCACGCUCUCCUUGCUUUCACCCUUGGUGUCAAGCAGAUGAUUUGCUGUUGCAACAAGAUGGAUGCCACCACACCCAAGUACUCCAAGGCCCGUUAUGAUGAAAUCGUGAAGGAAGUCUCAUCCUACUUGAAGAAGGUCGGAUACAACCCAGACAAAAUCGCAUUUGUUCCCAUCUCUGGUUUUGAGGGAGACAACAUGAUUGAGAGGUCUACAAACCUCGACUGGUACAAGGGACCUACCCUUCUUGAGGCCCUUGACCAGAUCAAUGAGCCAAAGAGGCCAUCAGACAAGCCCCUCCGUCUGCCUCUUCAGGAUGUGUACAAGAUUGGAGGUAUUGGAACUGUGCCAGUGGGACGUGUUGAGACAGGUGUCUUGAAGCCUGGUAUGGUUGUGACCUUUGGACCUACUGGACUGACAACUGAAGUUAAGUCUGUUGAGAUGCACCACGAAGCUCUUACAGAGGCCCUCCCCGGUGACAAUGUUGGGUUCAACGUCAAGAAUGUUGCAGUGAAGGAUCUUAAGCGUGGUUUUGUUGCCUCAAACUCCAAGGAUGACCCUGCCAAGGAGGCCGCUAACUUCACCUCCCAAGUCAUCAUUAUGAACCACCCUGGCCAGAUCGGAAAUGGCUAUGCCCCAGUGCUUGAUUGCCACACCUCCCACAUUGCUGUCAAGUUUGCCGAGCUUGUGACCAAGAUUGACAGGCGAUCUGGUAAGGAGCUUGAGAAGGAGCCCAAGUUCUUGAAGAAUGGUGAUGCAGGUCUUGUUAAGAUGAUUCCCACCAAGCCCAUGGUUGUGGAAACCUUCUCUGAGUACCCACCUCUUGGUCGUUUUGCCGUCAGGGACAUGCGUCAAACUGUGGCUGUGGGAGUUAUCAAGAAUGUGGAGAAGAAGGACGCUACCGGAGCCAAGGUCACCAAGGCUGCCCAGAAGAAGAAGUGAAUAUUGCAGGGUUGUUCAUCUGUUCAAGGGUACCAGCAUCAUCUCUUCAAUAAGUAUUUAUCCCUUGUUCGAAGCUUCUGUUCUCCUUGUUUAGGAAGCGUGUUGGUCGGAACUAGUUACAGGUCUCCACCGUCGUCCCGCAACUUUUGUUCCCAGAACUGGGUUCUUGAUCGACGGUGGCAAGAUGAGGCUUUUUUGAUUUUGUUAUGAAUUUUAUUUUCUGCGGACUUUUAUAUUUUUAUGGUCUUUCUGAGGAUACUUUAAAUUUUGUGUAAACUGUGCAGUGAAUUUUAGGAUUAGUCCUACACUGCUUAUUUGUAUUUUAAAUACCAACUCUUAAUUAUGUUUUAUUGUGUUUAA
Arachis stenosperma is the source of this 1853-nucleotide messenger RNA. RefSeq names its product elongation factor 1-alpha. NCBI's taxonomy places the organism in Eukaryota, Viridiplantae, Streptophyta, Magnoliopsida, Fabales, Fabaceae. Bases 150 to 1493 code for a protein of 447 amino acids. The transcript has 3 exons. The record is from RefSeq and is a predicted model, not a curated record. Gene Ontology annotation, biological process: translation; translational elongation. Gene Ontology annotation, molecular function: GTP binding; GTPase activity; translation elongation factor activity.